Molecule: messenger RNA, 480 nt
Organism: Lactuca saligna
Lineage: Eukaryota; Viridiplantae; Streptophyta; Magnoliopsida; Asterales; Asteraceae
Source: the annotation of a GenBank genome assembly
AUGUCUUAUGUAGGAAAUCAGAGCGAUAUGGAGGAUAUAUGGGACUGGGUGUUGCAUCCUUAUCUGGAAGAAGAUCAAGUCAUGCCACGCAUGUCCGAGUCAGAGACAAAUUGUGAUCCGAAGAUUCCUCAAUCACCUACCCCGGAGGAUGAAUCUACUGAGUCAGAUUCAUCCCCCAAGAUUGUUGUCCCACUUCCCGCAUCAUCUCUUAGUAUUUAUGCUUCGGGAUGCAGAAAUAUCACUACCCCCAUAAAAUCCAUUCCUAUCCCAUCCCACAAGAUGGCAGCCUCACUACUAUCAUCCUCGAAUCAAUCAAAGAAACCUUGCCCCACCCACAAAUGGAUACUCAAUGUGGCUGAGUGGAUCAUGGAUGAUAGUAUUGUGUUUUAUGAGAUCGGAGAGUCAUCCCAGGCACCAAAUCCCAUCCCAAAGGAUCUGACAUACCGAGCGAUGUCAGUGUUAGUCUCACGAGUAGCAUGA